Molecule: messenger RNA, 1271 nt
Organism: Pocillopora damicornis (cauliflower coral)
Lineage: Eukaryota; Metazoa; Cnidaria; Anthozoa; Scleractinia; Pocilloporidae
Product: AN1-type zinc finger protein 2A
Cellular component (GO): cytoplasm
Molecular function (GO): zinc ion binding
Source: RefSeq, a predicted model, not a curated record
UACUAAAUUUAAACUAAGGCGAAUCACUUAUGAAUCAUACUUCGGUCCCUAAUAAUUAGUUAAUGAACAUGGAAUUUCCCGAAUUAGGAGCAAACUGCACCCUGAAUACCUGUAAACAGUUAGAUUUCCUUCCCAUGAAAUGUGAUGCUUGUUCCAAGUUGUUUUGUAAGGAUCAUAUCAAGUAUACAGAACACAGUUGUGAAAAUGCCUACAAAAAGGACUUUCAAGUUCCAGUUUGUCCAUUAUGUAACAAAGCAGUACCAGUCCCUAGAGGGGAACAACCUGACAUAAAGGUUGGAGAACAUAUUGACAGAGAUUGUCAGUCUGACCCAGCAGUGGCUAAAAGAAAGGCAUACCAGAAUAGGUGUUCUCUCAAAGGAUGUAAACAAAAAGAGCUUAUCCCUGUUAGGUGCGAAUCUUGUCGGCAAAACUUUUGUCUGAAACACAGACAUGAACAAGAUCACAACUGCUCUGGGGUCAUAAGGGGUGCAUCUAGAAGUAAAACAAGUGCUUCCUUGAAAGCAGGAGAAGCUGCAGCCACCAGAGCAAAGAAUGUGGCUUCAUCAUCAAAAGUACACAAGAAACCACAACAAACAUCUUUGUCAUCAAUAGGAAGAGACUUGGACAGGUCCAGACGAGAAAGACAAAUGACUGCCCCAAAUCCUCAACCAAUUCCACAACCAGCAUUGAGUGAGGAUGAGGCCUUAGCCUUAGCUAUACAAGCUUCUCUACAAGAUCAGUCAAAGACAAAGUCCCCCAGUCCACCACCCACAACACAAGAAGAGGAAGACCGAGCUUUAGCACGAGCCCUGGCAGAAUCUGAAAGAGAGGAGCAGCAAAGGAGACGACAACAGGAGCAACAAAAAAAAUCAGAUUGCCGUGUCACAUGACACUCAUCUUACCAAGAAAUUCUAAGUUGCAGUUUGAAAAGAAAUAUAAUUAUUCCAAAUUUAAUUACAACUACAAGUGACCAUAGUUUCCACUUGAUGUAAAUGUACCAGAAUUCCAAGCAGCCACUAUUAUAUAAUUAACUAAAUGAUGAUGGGCUCAUAGGCUAUUUUUUUCCAGAACACAAAGCACCUGUGAUUAAUAAAUUUUAAUGUACAAAGAAUUCGUAUUUAUCAUUAGCAGAUUGAUGGCUUCUCAAAUUACUCCAACAUUGUGAACUAAAGGAAUAAUAUAAACCAAGCUUAGAAGCAGUUGCAAUAAUAUUGGGUUUUAGUAGUUAUUUUAAGACAAAACUUCUGCAAAUAAAGUGUUUUAUAACAGUA